Gossypium raimondii (Peruvian cotton) is the source of this 1725-nucleotide messenger RNA. RefSeq names its product serine--tRNA ligase. NCBI's taxonomy places the organism in Eukaryota, Viridiplantae, Streptophyta, Magnoliopsida, Malvales, Malvaceae. The transcript is spliced from 9 exons. The record is from RefSeq and is a predicted model, not a curated record. The coding region runs from base 82 to 1425 and encodes 447 amino acids. Gene Ontology annotation, cellular component: cytosol. Gene Ontology annotation, biological process: seryl-tRNA aminoacylation. Gene Ontology annotation, molecular function: serine-tRNA ligase activity; ATP binding; tRNA binding.
GUUUUCGUAUUCUUUUACCUUUCGUCUUUAGGGUUGGUUCAGUGUCGAUUUCAAUCCCUUGUCGAUUAAAAAGAAAAAAAAAUGUUGGACAUCAAUUUGUUCAGAGAGGAGAAGGGUCAUAACCCUGAGAUCAUUCGCGAAUCAUUACGGCGUCGUUACGCCAACGUUCAAGAUGUCGAUGCCAUUAUCGACCUUGACAAAGUUUAUCGCCAAUUGUUAUAUGAACUUGAAAAUCUGCGAAAAGAGUUCAAUAAGAUUAACAAGCAAGUCGCUCAACUUAAAAUUGCUAAGCAAGAUGCAACAGAGACAAUUGCCAAGACAGAGGAGGUUAAACAGAAAAUAGCUGAGAAAGAUGUUGAGGUUAAAGAUUCUUGGGCUGUUUUAAAAUCCAAAUUGGAGAAAAUUGGUAACCUUGUGCAUGACUCGGUUCCCGUCAGUGAUGAUGAGGCAAAUAAUGCUGUGAUUAGAACUUGGGGUGAAAAGCGUUUGGAGCCUAAGCUGAAGAACCAUGUUGAGCUCGUCGAGCUUCUUGGGAUUGCAGAUACAAAAAAGGGUGCUGAUGUUGCAGGAGGUAGAGGUUACUACCUAAAGGGAGAUGGAGUACGUCUCAAUCAAGCUUUGAUCAAUUUUGGGCUAGAUUUUUUGGAGAAAAGGGGGUAUACAGCAUUGCAAACUCCAUUCUUCAUGAGGAAAGAUGUUAUGGCCAAGUGUGCUCAAUUGGCCCAAUUUGAUGAGGAACUUUACAAGGUGACCGGUGAAGGUGAUGACAAGUAUCUUAUUGCAACUGCUGAACAGCCACUCUGUUCUUACCAUGUGGAUGAUUGGAUCCAGCCCUCUGAGCUACCUAUAAGAUAUGCUGGAUAUUCAUCUUGUUUCCGCAAAGAAGCUGGUUCACAUGGUCGCGAUACUCUUGGAAUUUUUCGGGUUCAUCAAUUUGAGAAAGUGGAGCAAUUCUGCAUUACCAGUCCAAAUGGUAAUGAGUCCUGGGACAUGCAUGAGGAAAUGAUUAAAAACUCCGAGGAUUUUUAUCAGAUGCUAAAGCUUCCCUAUCAAGUCGUGGUGAUUGUUUCUGGUGCUCUUAAUGAUGCUGCUGCCAAGAAGUAUGACUUGGAAGCAUGGUUUCCAGCAUCUCAGACUUACAGAGAGUUAGUGUCAUGCUCAAAUUGUACAGAUUACCAAUCAAGGAGGCUAGAAAUUAGAUAUGGGCAGAAAAAGAACAAUGAACAGGUGAAACAAUAUGUUCACCUGUUGAACUCUACCCUCACAGCAACCGAAAGGACAAUAUGCUGCAUCCUUGAGAAUUACCAGAAGGAAGAUGGUGUUGAAAUACCAGAAGUUUUACGGCCAUUCAUGGGUGGGAAGUCCUUCCUUCCUUUCAAGACCAAACCAACUGCUGAAACUAAAGGGAAGAAAUCAAAGGCCUAGUUAUGUCUCACCAAACCAUUGGUUACCAUUGAAGGAACAAGCGCUCAGAUUGCCUGAAAACUAGUUUUGUUUUUCAAAAAUUGUGGCCUACUGCCAUCACGACACUGAAUAUAUAAAUUUAAUUGUUUUGUAGUACUUUGCAAAAAGAAAACCCCAGCCAUGAUACUGUGACAGACAUUAUAGACUUGGUGUUUUAAGUUAUUGGAUAUCCUUUACAAAAUUUGUCAUAUAACUGUAACCAAACUACCAUAAAUUUGUUUUAAUUUUCUUUCUGAUGUGCAAUAUAAUCGAUUUUUCUUC